Molecule: messenger RNA, 1158 nt
Organism: Telopea speciosissima
Lineage: Eukaryota; Viridiplantae; Streptophyta; Magnoliopsida; Proteales; Proteaceae
Product: E3 ubiquitin-protein ligase DIS1-like
Exons: 4
Coding region: 227-1120 (297 amino acids)
Biological process (GO): multicellular organism development; ubiquitin-dependent protein catabolic process
Cellular component (GO): cytoplasm
Molecular function (GO): protein binding; ubiquitin protein ligase activity; zinc ion binding
Source: RefSeq, a predicted model, not a curated record
UUUUUAUUUUUCUUCGAUUAGCGGGAAUUUCUAAACAUCGAUCAAUAGAUCGAUUGGAUUGCAGGCUCUAGGAUGGUCAAGUUCAUGAUAUUCUUGAAUUGGUUGACUUGUCAAUCCGUGAAUGAAGAGGAAAAUUCUUUUAUCCUUUCUCUUAUCACCAGAUGACCUUUCUUAACGCGGAAAGAAGCAGACAAGGGAGAAAACUUCUAAUAAACAUUCUGCUAUAAUGGACAAAUCUAAUUCAGUGUCAAGGAAUUUAAAUUUUACUCCUGUAGCAUCAGACGAGCAUCCCCACCCACCGGUAAAAAUAUCCCAUGGAAGAAAGCCCCUUAUACCUCCAAACAAGGGCAUAGACGGAAUAAUGGAGUGUCCUGUGUGUAGUAAAUCAAUCUUCCCACCUAUUCACCAGUGUCCUGGUGGGCAUACCCUGUGUUCGGAUUGCAGACCAGAAUUCAAUAACAAGUGCCCAAUCUGCAGAAAGGAAAUGGGAAACAUAAGAUGUCUGGCCCUCGAAAAGUUUGCUCUUUCAAUCCCCCUAACUUGCAGAUACCACUCCCGUGGCUGCAAUGUGAUACUCCCUUAUUACAGUAAGGUGAAGCAUGAGGCUCAAUGCAUCUGCAGGCCAUACACGUGCCCACACCCAAACUUGGAUUGUUCGGUCACUGGGGAUGUCCCAUCUCUGGUGGCGCAUCUGAGGGAGUGCCAUAAGGUAGAUCUUCAGAUGGGGUCCACUUUCAAUCAUCGUUAUGUGAAACAGGAUCCAUGUUCAGUUGACAACAUCUCUUGGACGCUCACUCUCUUCUAUUGCUUCAAUCAUUACUUCUGCCUCCACUUUGAAGCAUUUUGCUUGGGAACUGAGCCAGUCUACAUAGCUUUCCUUCGUUUCAUGGGUGAGGAAUCUGAAGCAAGAAAAUUUGGAUACUGUCUUGAGGUUGGUGGCGAUAGUCGGAAAUUGACAUGGCAAGGUGUGCCUAGGAGCAUCAGGACACAUUAUCACAGUGUACGUGACAGCUACGAUGGGCUGAUUAUACAAAGGAGCUUAGCCUUGUGUUUCUCUGGGGGUGAUAGAAGGGAGCUGAAGCUUAGAGUCACUGGCAGGAUUUGGAAGGAGGUCUUAUGAACUGAGAAAAUUAUAUAAAGAAAAAGGAUCUGGGAAAA